AUGAAUGAGGAACCAAAUGUAACUUAUAUAACUCUUAGUGGACAUGUUGAAUUGCACAAAUACAGGUACCUUUACUUUACCAUCAUGUUUAUUGCAUAUCUUCUAAUAAUCUGCUGUAAUUCUACUAUUGUUUGUCUGAUCUGCAUUCACAAAAACCUCCAUGAACCAAUGUACAUUUUCAUUGCAGCUCUGUUGAUGAACUCUGUUCUUUUUAGUUCUGCUUUCCACCCAAAGCUUUUAUUUGAUUUUUUAUCUGAUAAACAGAUCAUUUCAUAUCCAGGCUGUUUGUUUCAGUCGUUUCUGUUUUACGCUUUAGGUGGUUCUGAGUUUUUCCUCUUAGCAGCCAUGGCUUAUGACAGGUAUGUGUCUAUAUGUAAACCUCUGCAGUAUCACACCAUCAUGAGACAAACAAACAUCAUUAUAUUUCUGGUUACAGCUUGGAUUGUGCCAGCGUGCCAUUUUCUGGUAAACACCACACUGAGUGCCAACAGAAAACUUUGUAACUUUACUUUGAAAACAGUUUAUUGUAAUAACAUAGUGUUAACACUUCCAUGUGAGAGAUCAGCAGUAAUAAUGACAAACGGCAUUUUUGUUUUGCUGAAUCUUGAAAUUUUCCCUGUCUUAUUCAUACUUUUUACAUACAUAAAGAUUCUCAGAAUCUGUUCCCAAAGCAGAGCUCAUGUGAGGAAAAAAGCUGCAGAGACCUGUUUACCCCACCUGCUGGUGUUAAUCACCUUUUCAUUUAUAAUUGGAUUUGAUUUCAUUGUGAUUCGAAUGGAAUCACUUAUUCCCAAAACCUGUCGUUUAAUAAUGUCUUUACAAGUUAUUGUGUAUCAUCCUCUCUUUAAUCCACUCAUAUAUGGACUCAAAAUGAAAGAAAUUUCAAAACACCUCAAGAGGCUUUUCUGUCAAAGAAAAAGGAAACAAUAUAUCAACAAUUUUAGCUCAUAUUUAAAGUUGAAGGUAUUUUUGACAAUUUCUGACGAUGACAUCAUCAUCUUCUCUUACCGCUUCCUGCAUCACCUGUCGAGUACGAUGACUCCUGCGUUCUUUACUGUUGACUGA
Molecule: messenger RNA, 1065 nt
Organism: Thalassophryne amazonica
Lineage: Eukaryota; Metazoa; Chordata; Actinopteri; Batrachoidiformes; Batrachoididae
Product: olfactory receptor 1-like
Exons: 2
Coding region: 1-1065 (354 amino acids)
Biological process (GO): G protein-coupled receptor signaling pathway
Cellular component (GO): membrane
Molecular function (GO): G protein-coupled receptor activity; olfactory receptor activity
Source: RefSeq, a predicted model, not a curated record